Clunio marinus is the source of this 598-nucleotide messenger RNA. NCBI's taxonomy places the organism in Eukaryota, Metazoa, Arthropoda, Insecta, Diptera, Chironomidae. The record is from the annotation of a GenBank genome assembly.
AAUAAAAAAGUAAUUGAAAACCCGCCGCAUUUAAGCAGGAAAGAAUUAUCUGAAUAAAAAAAAAGUGAAUUAACACAUUCUUAAUUGAAUCUAAUUAUUUUUAUGUGCUCUUGAUUAUAAUUGAAUCAAAUUUCUUUAUCUCUGAGCUAGCUGAUUCGAGUUGUUCAUAUGUGUUUAGUGUUAAUAAAUAAAAAAAAUUGAACCCGCAUCAUUCUCAAAUUUUAGAUAAAAAAAAUGCGUUGAGUGCUUAAAAAAGUUUCAGAAAAAUAUAAAGAAUCGAAUCGAAGUGGAUAAAAAUAAGAAAAAAAUAGAUCUAAAAUAAUUAGAAAUGAGAAAAUCUAUUGCGCAAUAUAAUUGCCAGUCAGCGACCACCCACACAAUGGAUAAAAUAAAUCACAACAAUCAGCCCAAUCAUCAAACGCGAUCUAAAAUGAAAUCGAAAACAUAUGGAUCAUCAUACAAAUGUCAUCAGUGUCGAGUGCCGUUAUUAAUGGUCGCUUUUAUAGUCGCUAUUGAAUUAUUAUUAUUUACAAAUGUGUCACAUUGUGCCAAUGCCAAAUCCUAUGUGCUGCACUGGAAUACGACAAAUCCACUGUGA